This is a messenger RNA of Uloborus diversus, 3414 nucleotides long. Its product is annotated as CTTNBP2 N-terminal-like protein. The transcript has 7 exons. The coding region runs from base 153 to 1919 and encodes 588 amino acids. NCBI's taxonomy places the organism in Eukaryota, Metazoa, Arthropoda, Arachnida, Araneae, Uloboridae. The record is from RefSeq and is a predicted model, not a curated record.
AAAGAGAGAGAAAGCAUCUCGUACUCCCAAGUAAAGAUGCUGCUGAAAGAGAAAAGUUAAGCAUUGCAAUCAUCUUGCCGUAUUUAAUACGAAAAAUUUUGUAACCUGAAAUUUUUAAUAAAUGACAAAGGCAAAGGACCAGUUUUUUCAGUAUGGCCGCAAGAAAUGUUGGAAAAUCUCAGACUGCAACACUCGGUGGAACUUAUGAGCAAACUGAAAAAACAAGUAGCACUUUAAAAAGGCAUCCUAAAAUGGAACUUAGUAAGCCAGAUCUACUUCAACUUCUUGGAGUGUUGGAAGGAGAACUGCAAGCAAGAGAAAUUGUUAUUGCAGUUCUUAAGGCAGAACAAGUGAAACAGUUGUUAUAUCCCAAACGGAAAUCUACAUCUGCUAAUGAUCCUUGGGCAUCACUUCAACGAGAUUGCUUUGGUGCAUUUGAUGCAACAUUUGAUGAGGCAACUAUUAAAACUUUGUACGGAAUGCAGCUAUCUAGCCUUGAAAACUUUUUAAAGCAACAUAAAGCAGCUCAGACUAAAUUAAAACUGCAGUUGCAAGAAGCGGAGCAGCGAUGUGAGAAGCUUCUGUCUGAACUUGAAGAUGAAAAGCGGAAACAUGCUCAAGAUACUGCUCAAGGAGAUGAUGUGACUUAUUUGUUAGAAAAAGAGCGUGAACGCUUACACCAGGAAAAUGAAUUUGAGCGUCAACAGAAUAGAUGCAUGGAAAAAGAUAUUAAGUGUUUGACAGAGACAUUAGAACAAGAAAGAAUGCGCCAGAAGCAAAUUGUACUACUGUUACUAGCUGAACGAAAGCGUCUUAUCUAUCGAUAUGCUGAAGAAAAGCAAAAAUGUGACCGGUUAUCUCAGAUUCUCUGUGAUGAAAAGGGACGAAUUGCAGAUAUGGUUGAUGGUUUAGAAGAAGAAAGUAAAAAAUCCUUACAGAUGGAAGCUGAUCUUGAACGACAGCUAUGUGAAUUUGAAAUUGAAAGAGAACAGUUUAAAGCUGACUUAUCUGAGUUAGAAGCCAAACAUAAUGAAAUAAUUCUUGAAAAUCAAAAACUUCAAGAAGAAAUUGAAAUUCUUCAAAAGCAAGCUGCUUCUAGUCUUUCACAAGCACAACUAGGAGAAGGUGUAAGGAGCACCAUUGUUACUAUGGUUUCAACUCCUCCUAUUCGUGCUGUACCUACAAUAUCCCCUACAGUUAGUCCGCCACGAAGUGUAGCUCGAGCUGUUAGCCCUAAAGUUGGACCUGCUCCAGCCACACCAGCUAAACCUGCUGGUCUCUUGCCUCAAGCACCGGCAAAAAUUUGUCCAUCAACUAAUUCAAAACCUGUACCUUCUGUUAUUUCUCCAUUGUGUAGUCCUCCAUUAGCACCUUCUGACUUGAAAAGUUCUCCUAAACCUGUUAAACCUUGUUCACCUGCAACUAUUACAUCACCUUCUAUUCCAGAAAGUGCAGUGACUCUGUUGCAGGUUGCCCCUAGUGUGCCACAGUAUGCAGAAUGUGUUCUAUCACCUCCAGAAGUAGAAAAAUCUGUUGGUGACUUUAAUUCACAGUCAAAUACGAAAAUUUAUUCUAGUUUAAAAGUUUCGACACCUGUACCUGUUAAUAAACCUGGAACUGCUACUGCACCAAUAGCUGUAAAUGCUAAAAAAAUGUCUGUUGGAAGAGGGGCUCCACCUCCUAUUCCACCAAAUAAGCCAGUAUUGCCCCCUCAAGCUCUUCAUAGAAAAGAUACAGGUACAAAACCACCAGUUCCACCUAGAUCUGAUGUAGCACCGGAAAAUGCUUCCGAUAAAAAUCUCCAACGAACUGGUGUUCCUGCUCGUUAUGUUGCUCCAUCUAAAGCACCUUUGGAUGAAUCUUCUGGCAAUGGCUUUUCCACUGAAAAAGAUGAUACUCAGGAACUGGGAGCCACAUGAUUGAUUGAGCAUUUAUCAAGAUAACUUUCUAUGCAAGAACUGUAUACUUAAAGAAAAAGCUGCUGAAACUGAUAUGUAAAUAUGAGUACUACAGCCUUUUACUGUCAUUCCUCAGCAAAGCUCAAUAUUCAAGAAACUACAAGACCAAGUGUAACCAACAAUCUUCCAUAAGUAAACUCUUUCCGAGAUGACCAAUCUAAUUAUAGAAGUACACAGUUACAACUUAGAUCACAAGCACUAUGAAACAUCUGAAUUGAUAAUAGAAAAUCUUUGUAUAGAUUUGUGUCUUCAAAUGUGGAACAGAUUAUUCAAUUUUUUAGUAUGCCAUAGCAUUUGUUGAAGAAUGUUCAGUGCCCUUCUUUGUUAGUUUUGUCUGUGGCUAGCUUGUUUAAAGUUAGCUGAGGAAUUUUAGGCUACAAACUAUAACAUGUGCAUUGCAGUUUUACUUGAUUCAUGAAGUAAAACAAAACAUUAUUUAUAAAACAGAAAUGUGCAUUUAGAUUUAAAAUUCUGUUUCAGAUUAUUUGAACUUAUCUUGGAAUUAAUGCUCAAAAAAAAAAAAAAAAAAAUGUCCCCCAUUCUGAAAUUGAUAGCGAAUUCCGCUCUCUUGCAAUAAACUUUAUUUUCCAUUUAAAAUAGCAUUUCACAAGCUAUUUUAAUAUUUAAAAUCUUAUAAAAUCUUCUGUGUAAAAGUAUAUACAUUUUUAUAUAAACAUUUAUGUGGAUUUGUAAGUUGCUUAUGUCAUUUCAUUAAGUUGUGCACUCUCACUGGUGACAAAAGUGGCACAUCUCAAAAAAAAAAAAAAAAAAACCAGCGUUGGAGAAAAUCAAGUUUUUAAGCAAUACUACUUCUAACAGAUUUAUUCUCAAAAUCUUCAACACCUGCAAAACAUUUAUUAUAAGUUUUCUGGUUGAAGUUAUGGCGUAAAUUAACAAUGUAUUGUAUAGUCAAAGUUGGAAAAAUGUUCUUCUAAAUUAUGAAAUUUUAAUGAUGUGUCAAUACUGAAUAUAUUGCUUACUCACCUACAAGCAUCAGUUCUGUAAACUAACUUUGUGUGAGUUUUGUGGCAAGAAAAAGCAUUAAAUUUUUAUUUUAAAUCAAUAAUUAAAAAGUCUUUUUUAAAUUUUUGAGAUGUAACACGAAUAUCCUCGGUGAGCAAUAUGUAAGUCACAUUUGAAUUUGAUAGCUGUUAAGAUAAGUUUCUGGUUUUUAGUAUUGUAUAUAUGAUUUAGAUUAGUACAGUUGAAAAUUUUCACAAUUACUUGUAAAACUAAAUUGGCAAACCAAUUGUUUCCUUUUUAAAACUAAAACAAUUUUUACUGAUCUGAUAGGAGUUUUCUUUUAAUUAGGUGCUUGUUGUCCGGUGCAUAAUAAAUCAGCAAAUAUAAAUUUCAAUUACAAAAAGGGAUAAUUAUGUUACAUGUAAUCACCAAAUUUGUAACUUUAUAUAAAAAAUGAAAUAAAAAAAGAAUCAGAAAAAUAAAAUAAUUUUCU